AUGGGUGUGAAUCACUUGAGUUACUGCAUUAAGUUGUUGAAUGAUGACUGUAUCUGUGAUGCCAAUUACGCGUUUACAUUCGUUGACAUAGGCGCCUAUGGUCGACGUAGCGACGGUGGCAUAUUUAAAGACUCUCUAAUGGGUCAAAAAUUCAACGAAAAAACAAUGAAUGGGCCUGCACCGGAGCGGCUAACUGUUGAUGGAAUGCCUUUGCCAUAUGUUCUUGUAGGUGAUGAAGCAUUUCAAUUAACAGAUUAUUUGCUCCGACCAUUUCCUGGAAAAGAAGGUCUUGAUGAAGCUAAAAGCAUUUACAAUUAUCGUCUUAGCCGUGCUCGAAGAGUAGUAGAAAAUUCCUUCGGAAUAUUAGUUACGCAGUGGAGACUUCUGAAGAAACCCAUUGAAGCUACCGUAGAAAACACAAUACAAAUGGUCCAAGCCAUCAUAUGUCUCCACAAUUGGCUUUGGAAGCGUGAUCGUGAAGAAUACAUUCCGCCAAAUAUGGUCGACCAAGACAGUUGCAAUGGUUUCAUUCCUGGACUAUGGAGACAAGAAAUAAAUAAUUCAGCCUUCCAAGACGUUAGAGUGCAUGGUAAUCAUAACAGUAGUCGUGCUGCCAUUGGCAUUAGAGAAGAAUUUUGUGAAUUUUUCAAUGUAGAAAGUGCUGUUCAUUGGCAGUAUAAUCGCGACGAAUAA
Messenger RNA from Vollenhovia emeryi, 693 nucleotides. RefSeq lists its product as uncharacterized. The record is from RefSeq and is a predicted model, not a curated record. Lineage: Eukaryota; Metazoa; Arthropoda; Insecta; Hymenoptera; Formicidae. The transcript is spliced from 2 exons. The coding region runs from base 1 to 693 and encodes 230 amino acids.